Ipomoea triloba (trilobed morning glory) is the source of this 1273-nucleotide messenger RNA. Its product is annotated as cysteine protease RD19A-like. The transcript is spliced from 4 exons. Gene Ontology annotation, molecular function: cysteine-type endopeptidase activity. Gene Ontology annotation, cellular component: lysosome. The record is from RefSeq and is a predicted model, not a curated record. The coding region runs from base 1 to 1131 and encodes 376 amino acids. Lineage: Eukaryota; Viridiplantae; Streptophyta; Magnoliopsida; Solanales; Convolvulaceae.
AUGCUAAUGUUUUGUAUGCCCCAAACAACAAUGGCUCCCCGUUUAUCUCUCCUCUUCUUAUGCACCCUCCUGGCGACGACGUCUUUGGUGUUUGCAGAAGACGACGGCGAUGACAUUUUGAUCCGUCAAGUAGUUGGGGACGGCGACGGCGACCUGUUGAAUGCCGACCACCACUUCACCGUUUUCAAGAGGAGGUUCGGCAAAGCGUACGCCUCCGAUGAGGAGCACGAUUACAGGCUCUCGGUGUUCAAGGCUAACAUGCGCCGCGCAAAGCGACACCAGGAGCUCGACCCUGCUGCCGUCCACGGCGUCACUCAGUUCUCCGAUUUGACUCCGACCGAAUUCCGACGCAAGUUUCUCGGUUUGAAUCGUAGGCUUAAGUUUCCGGCUGAUGCGAAAACAGCUCCGAUCCUUCCCACGGAUGAGCUUCCGUCAGAUUUCGACUGGAGAGACCACGGUGCCGUUACGCCUGUUAAGAAUCAGGGAACAUGCGGGUCGUGCUGGUCGUUCAGUACCACUGGAGCAUUGGAGGGUGCCAAUUUUCUGGCCACAGGGAAGCUCGUGAGCCUUAGCGAGCAACAGCUUGUGGAUUGUGAUCAUGAGUGUGAUCCUGAAGAAGCUGGUUCUUGUGAUUCUGGGUGCAAUGGCGGGUUGAUGAAUAGUGCCUUUGAAUACACACUCAAAGCUGGUGGACUUAUGAGAGAAGAAGAUUAUCCUUACACGGGCAAUGAUCUUCAAGUCUGCAGAUUUGACAAGACCAAGAUUGCUGCUAAGGUUGCUAACUUCAGCGUUGUAUCCCUUGACGAAGACCAAAUUGCUGCAAAUCUUGUCAAAAAUGGUCCUCUUGCAGUGGCUAUCAAUGCAGUGUUCAUGCAGACUUACAUUGGGGGCGUUUCGUGCCCAUACAUAUGCUCCAAGAGGCUGGACCAUGGUGUCCUGUUGGUGGGUUAUGGUUCAGCGGGCUACGCUCCCAUCCGGAUGAAAGAAAAACCAUACUGGAUCAUCAAGAACUCGUGGGGCGAGAGCUGGGGGGAGAAUGGGUACUACAAGAUCUGCCAGGGUCGCAAUGUCUGUGGAGUGGACUCCAUGGUUUCUACUGUUGCAGCUGUUAGCACCACCACUUCAGACUAGCACGACACAUUCUGUAAAGUAGUUCUGUAAGAUAGUGUUUGCAAGUGUGUCACAGAGAGCCAUAACACAAAACAACAGACUGUGCAAGUGUAUUCAUUAUUAAUUUUCAUCAAUCUAUUUCUCAAUUUCGUCAACUCUGAAA